AUGGACAAGUUAUUGAAAGGCAUCAUGAAAUAUAGAUGUAGCGUUAGAGAGCAAAUGGUUAAACAGUUUUUACAAGUCAAGGACAAUCCUACCCCCAAAGCUGUGUUUUUCACAUGCAUCGACAGUAGAAUGAUACCCAGUAGAUUUACACAAACCAAUGUAGGCGAUAUGUUUAUUGUAAGAAACGCGGGGAACAUUAUACCUCAUUCGCAACAUUUUUUUGACGAAUUAACGACGAACGAACCGGCUGCUUUAGAGCUGGGUUGUGUGGUGAACGACAUAAGGCACAUUAUAGUGUGUGGACACAGUGAUUGUAAAGCCAUUAAUUUAUUGUACCGGUUACAGGAUAGUGAAUUUGCCUCUCAGGAUAACCGCAGAAUAUCUCCAUUACGAGCCUGGUUAUGCACGCACGCCCUUUCUAGUUUAGAAAAAUUCCAGCAAUUAGAAGUAACGGAUUACAGCAAACCUCUUAUAUUCCAAGCCGAAACUCCGCUUAGGAAAUUCGUAGCCUACAUUGAUCCAGACAAUAAAUUUAAUCUAGAAGAUAAACUUUCGCAGAUCAACACCUUACAGCAGCUACAGAACAUCGCGAGUUACGGGUUCUUGAAGAAAAGGCUGGAGAAGCACGAGCUGCACAUACACGCUCUGUGGUUCGACAUUUAUUCGGGAGAUAUUUACUAUUUCAGCAGGGCGGCCAAACGGUUCGUUUUAAUCGAAGAAGACUCUUUCGAAAACCUGUUGAAAGAAAUCAAAAAAUACUAUUCCUAG
Molecule: messenger RNA, 768 nt
Organism: Phyllotreta striolata
Lineage: Eukaryota; Metazoa; Arthropoda; Insecta; Coleoptera; Chrysomelidae
Source: the annotation of a GenBank genome assembly